CCCAGAGAGAAGAAAAGAAGCCCCAAACAAAUCAAGGAUGAGUAUAGACUAUUGCCAGCCGUCUGCUACAUAGGAACCAAAAAGACCUAAAUUUUCAAAUUUUAGGAACCAACUCACGAAUUUUUUAAAUUUAGUAACUAAGUCAGGUAUCUGGACAAUAGUUGAGGGACCAAAUUGAGGGUUUAACCAAAGUAUGGACCGUUAUCCACCGUCUGCUAAAUGGAGAAACGACCCGGCUUCAUGGAUCCGAUCAGCAGAAUGCAUCCACACAGAGAGACAAUGGACUAUGUUCGGAUCCCUGAUUUUCUCAGGAAAGUGAGGGAAAAUGAAAUCUCUCCUCUCUUUUUACAUGCCAACUCCUCGUCUUCUUGCGCGCUGGGCCUCAGCCUCAGCCUCAGCCUCAACCUCAACCUCAACCUCAGCCUCAGAUUCUCAUAUGGAAUUGACACCAUCACCGUAUCCAACAAUCUUAGUGAUGGCAGAACUUUGGUUUCUAGUGAUGGAAGCUUUGAAUUGGGGUUCUUCAGUUCUGGAAGUUCUGGUAAGAGCCGUUAUUUGGGAAUUUGGUUCAGGAAAAUCCCAGUUCAAACUGUUGUUUGGGUUGCAAACAGGUGCAACCCGAUAAAGGAUUCGUCUGGUGUUUUGAUGAUAAACAGCACAGGCAAUCUGGUUCUCCUCAGUCAAAGCCAGAGUGUUGUUUGGGCAUCAAACUCAAAUGAAGAGGCUCGAAACCCAGUAGUUCAGCUCCUGGAUUCUGGAAAUCUUGUUCUACAGGAUAGAAAUGUGGGUAUUUUGUGGCAAAGCUUUGACUAUCCUACUGAUACUUUGCUGGCAGGGAUGAAAUUUGGAUGGAACUUAAGGACUGGUCUUAAUCGACAACUAUCAGCAUGGAGGACCCCAGAUGAUCCAUGCCCUGGAGACCUUACUUAUGGGAUAGAGCCAUAUAAUUUUCCCGAUUUUGUUAUGUGGGAAGGCACAAGAAAGUACUACCGGACAGGCCCCUGGAAUGGCAUUGGAAUGAGUGGUGCACUCCACUUGAAGCCGAAUCCAUGGUACAAGUUUUACUUCAUCUCAAAUGAAGAGGAGGUUUACUACAUUUAUUACCCAAUAAACAAAUCCGUAAUCACAAGACUCAUUUUGAACCAAACAUCUAGGAGGGGGGAGCGCUACAUAUGGAAUGAAGAAGGCAGCACUUGGACAUUGUACAAUCAGUUUCCAUGGGAUAACUGCGACAACUAUGGGACUUGUGGAGCAUAUGGGAACUGUAUGAAUACAGCGUUGCCACCUUGUCAAUGUUUGAAAGGUUUCAAGUUUAAAUCACAAGAAGGGAGCUCAGUGGACUGGUAUCAAGGUUGUGUGCGCAAUAAACCUUUAGACUGCCAGCAAGGAGAUGGAUUUAAAAAAUUUGGUGGGUUGAAGUUGCCAGAUACUGCACAUUCUUGGGUGAAUAAAAGUAUGGAUCUCAAUGAGUGCAGAGCUAAAUGCUUAGUGAAUUGUUCUUGUAUGGCCUAUUCAACCUUGGAUAUUAAAGAAGACAGUGGCUGUGCAAUUUGGUUUGGUGAUCUAAUUGAUCUUAAACAGGUCCAAUCUGCUGGACAGGAUUUAUAUAUUCGAAUGUCUGCUGCUGAUUCAGACCAUAAAGAGACAAAAGGCAAGAUUGAAUUGAAGGCAGGACUUAUAGUCGCAGCUUUCAUUCUUUUAGUUAUUGGUGUUCUUGCAAUCAACUAUUACAUUCACAGGGGCCGUCAAAACAUAGAAGGAAGAAAAAAUGACAGGAGCAAUGCAAGGCAAAAUGAAGAUAUGGAACUCCCACUAUUUGAGUUAGGUGUAAUAUCCAAGGCCACAAAUGAUUUCUCUUCCCACAACAAGCUUGGAGAAGGUGGCUUUGGGCCUGUAUACAUGGGUAUUCUGCCAGAUGGAAAAGAAAUUGCUGUGAAGAGGCUCUCAAGAAGUUCUGGACAAGGAUCGGUUGAGUUCAAGAAUGAAGUGGCACUUAUAGCCAAACUUCAACAUCGGAAUCUUGUAAAGCUUUUAGGAUGCUGCAUUCAGGGGGAGGAGAAAAUGCUGAUUUAUGAAUAUAUGCCUAAUAAAAGUUUGGACUUCUUCAUUUUUGAUGAUACAAGAAAGAAGCUAUUAGAUUGGUCAAGGCGUUUUCACAUUAUUUGUGGAAUUGCUAGGGGACUUCUCUAUCUACAUCAAGAUUCUAGAUUGAGGAUCAUUCAUAGAGAUCUCAAAGCAAGCAAUGUUUUGCUUGAUAGUGAAUUGAACCCCAAAAUUUCAGACUUCGGUGUGGCAAGAACAUUUGGAGGAGAACAGUCUGAAGGGAACACAAAGAGAGUGGUUGGAACCUAUGGUUAUAUGGCGCCGGAAUACGCCAUUAAUGGGCUUUUCUCAGUAAAAUCUGAUGUUUUUAGCUUCGGUAUAUUGUUGCUGGAGAUAAUAAGUGGGAAGAAGAGUAAAGGGUUUUACCAUCUCAACCAUAGCCUUAAUCUUAUUGGACAUGCAUGGAGAUUAUGGAAAGAAGGAAAUGCUUUAGAACUGAUUGAUUCAUUUGAACAAGAAUCUUGCACUCUAUUUGAAGUAUUAAGGUGCAUCCACAUCAGUCUGUUAUGUGUUCAACAACAUCCUGAGGACAGGCCGAAUAUGUCGUCUGUGGUUUUGAUGUUGAGCAGUGAGACUGCGCUUGUACAACCCAAAGAACCCGGUUUCCUUUUUGACAAGAAAUCACUUGAAACAUAUUCUUCAUCAGGCAGGCCUGAAUUAAUUUCAACCAAUGAACUUAGCCUCACAGUGUUGGAGCCUCGAUAAAGGUUACUCAAAAACUACAUGCCUCGUGUUACAAAUGUUGCUUACUGAAAUGAUGCUACACGAAUGCAUGUCACAUAUAACUCUUACUGAAAUGAUGUUCACUAAUUGCUUAUCUUGUAUUUUAGUUAAAACUAAUAGUAUUUAGGUAACUAAAUUAUCAAUUUUCUACUCUUCAGUGGUUGAAUAUUUCCUUUUCCACUUCAGCACAUUCAAAUUUCAUUG
This is a messenger RNA of Rubroshorea leprosula, 3030 nucleotides long. NCBI's taxonomy places the organism in Eukaryota, Viridiplantae, Streptophyta, Magnoliopsida, Malvales, Dipterocarpaceae. The record is from the annotation of a GenBank genome assembly.